Amborella trichopoda is the source of this 2557-nucleotide messenger RNA. Its product is annotated as Transcription elongation factor (TFIIS) family protein. NCBI's taxonomy places the organism in Eukaryota, Viridiplantae, Streptophyta, Magnoliopsida, Amborellales, Amborellaceae. Gene Ontology annotation, cellular component: nucleus. The record is from RefSeq and is a predicted model, not a curated record.
AAGCUGAGAAAAUAAAGAGAAAAUAUAUUUAGUGCUUUGAUCGAACGCGUCUCUGCAAACCUAAGCCAAGAAAGAGAGAAUCGAGUGCUUUUUGAAAACCACUUUUGUUUCUUUUUUUCUCUCUCUUUACCGAAAAAAAAUUAAACGUUGAGCGGUUUGAUAUAGGCGUUUUGUUGGGAUUAAAUCCCUGGGGAUAAUCGGUUUAAAGAAACUUGGGAGAUUGGUUUUCUGUGUAGGGUUUCGCUUGGAUUUAGUCUGAAACUUAGCGGUUCUCAGGUGAUAUUAGGCCGUAUUCUGAUCAAGGUACGAGAUCGAUUUUUAUUGUGGGUUUAUCAUAGACUUGUUGGUCACAUUUAGCCAUAUUGGUUUCUUGUUAGAAGCUUUGUUUUCUAGCAAUUGGGUGGUACCAGGUGUCAUAAAAAGGCGUUUUUCUUGUGGAAACUCCCCAUUAAUACUUUCUAUCGUUGCAUUUCAUCGAUCGAUCUUGUUGCUUUUUCUUUUGUUUUUUAUUGAUAAAGCCAUACCCAAUUUAGGUGGUUUUCUCUGACAAAAAAGCGGUAUUUCUUCACCCCACCUGCCAAAAAUCCCUAGAUUAUCUAUCCGAUCAUUUAUUAGAGAAUGGGAGAUCGAUUUACCAGUUCGGUUUUUUGUUAAACCCCAAUUUUGGGCCAUUUUCUGAUCGAUUAAGGCGGUUUUCCAGUUAUACAAUGAAGGCCAGAGAUUUGGACGACUGGAGGGAGUUUUUCAGAGAAGCUGGUUCUGAUAUCUUCUCUGUUAUUGAAUAUGCAAUCACCAUAGCAGCCUCUGAUUGCCCAAAAGAAUUCAGAUUAAGGAGAGAUAAGAUUGCAGAAAGACUCUAUGCCUGUAAAUUGAUAAGGUGUGGUGAGUGCGAUAAUGUUACAGUUGCAAUGCCCGGCGAGGAGAGGGAAAGUGGUUUUGAGGGUGGAAGUGGCGGUAAAGAAAGCAAGGUGAAUAGCAGCAGUGAUGAUGUCGAUAGAAACAGGAUAAGCAAUUACAGUUACGAUGAGGCGGAGGCCUUGACAGAGGAGAUUGAGGAGGAGAGCGAAAUUGUUAGGGAGGUUUGCAGGAUCAAAGAGGUCUUGAGCAAUUCAGAUGAGUCUCAUGGGUUGUUGUAUGAGUCAUUGAGGAGGCUUCAGUUAAUGCAACUCUCUGUGGAAACAUUGAAGGCCACCGAGAUUGGUAAAGCUGUGAAUGCAUUGCGGAAGCAUCAGUCAAAGCAAAUUCGCCACAUAGUAAAAAUGCUCAUCAAUGGUUGGAAGGAUUUGGUGGAUGAAUGGGUUAAUACAGCAACUGCGAUGACAGGUGGCUCACCAGACUCUGUUAAGCCUGCUGUUGCUGAGGAGGAAGAGGAAGAAGGCCUUCCAUCUCCCCCACUUGAUGAGGGAGCUUUCUUAGCUACUCAAACUACUUCAAUUGAGCUUUCUCAGUUCUUCGAUGGGAUGGACGAUGAUGGAAACCCACGAAGCAGCAUGGAACUAGGGAAGAAUCCUGAGGCCCAAAGGAAGCCUAACUCAAAUCUCAGAAAACCUCAGGAGGAAGAAAGAAAACCAGACUCAAAUUCCAAGGUUAACUAUGAUCUUGGAAGAAAACCAGAAUUGGUAAAGCUCUCAAAGAGGAAAGAAGAGGAGAAUUUGGGUAAAAAGGAGGACCAUAGCCAGAUUAGAAAGCUAGAACCAGUAGAUGUCAGUAAGCAAAACGGGCCCUCAGGACCGGGAAGACCCCCUAAACUAAAUCCAGAAAGUAAGCCCAAUGGAGUUCUUCCUAUGUUGCAGCAAAGAUCAAAUGCUUUGGGAUCCCAAAUGAGACCUUUGCCAAAUUCGCUAGAUAAACCCAAACAUUCAGAGGAUGUUUCUGUGAGGUUGAAAUUCGAGGAGGCAAAGCGGAAGCUCCAAGAAGGGUACCAACAAGCUGAAAAUGCGAAGAAGCAGAGAACAAUACAAGUAAUGGAGUUGCAUGAUCUCCCGAAACCGAAGCAAGGAAUGCAUCAGAAGCAUCCUCCACCUAAAUCAGGAUCCCAUAACAGGCAUUGGAAUAGUGGAUGGCGCCCAUAAUAGCACUUCUCUCUACUUUUCUCAAAGGCCACGGGACGAGAGAGAAAAAAUUCUGAAAACACGUCUCUCUUUGCUGCAGCGGACCCAAACUUGUUCUUAGAUGAGAGAGAUUCAAUAAAUGCUUGUAUUUUUUUCGACAACAUAAAGGCGACCCAUUAUUGCUUAUGCAACAGGGGGGAAAAUUCCCAUGUUUCUCUAUUGAUAGGGGAGGAGAGAAACAACCAUGCUCUCUUCUCCUUUUUGUUCGAGAUUCAAAGAAUUCUAGUUGCAAGAGUCAUCAAACUCAAGUGGGCAAUAGAAAAAUCAUACAAGGGACUCUGCAGUGUUUUAAAAUUACCAGAUUCUAAUGGCUGGGCAUAGUGACCUUGAAGAGAGAGAGGGACACUCUUUUGAGUCUUAAUUUCUCGGAUGUUUGUUCUGAUAUAUAAAUGUGUAGACAUUUGAGUACAGAGAUUAAUCCAAUUUAUAUAUAGUUAUAUGGAUAG